GGCGGUGGUUUUGGGUGAGUUUCAGACGACCUUUGAGCUUGAGAGAGCGAUUCCGCUCAGUCACCAACUCGACCUGAGCCAACUCAGAGCGCGUGACGCGGCCAGGCACGGUAGGCUGUUGCAAUCCUCCGGUGGAGUCGUGGAUUUCAUGGUUGCUGGGACCUACGAUCCAUUUCUUGUUGGGCUUUAUUACACAGAAGUGCAACUGGGUUCUCCUCCACAGACAUUCUAUGUACAGAUUGACACGGGGAGUGAUGUUUUAUGGGUCGGUUGCAGCUCCUGCAGUGGUUGCCCACAAACAAGUGGACUUAAAAUUCAGCUAAAUUCCUUUAAUCCAGCGAGCUCAUCAACAGCUUCAUCAGUACCUUGUUCUGACCAAAGAUGCAGUUCAGGAAUACAAUCAGCAGAUUCUGUCUGUUCAUCCCAGAGCAAUCAGUGCAGUUACGCAUUCCAGUAUGGAGAUGGCAGUGGGACAUCAGGCUAUUAUGUCUCGGAUUUGUUGCACUUGAAUAUAAUUCUUCAGGGCUCUGUCACUACAAAUUCUACAGCAAACAUUAUGUUUGGAUGUAGUACCGUACAGACUGGUGACUUGACGAAGUCAGAUAGAGCAGUGGAUGGGAUCUUUGGGUUUGGGCAGCAGAGUUUGUCGGUUGUCUCUCAGCUUGCUUCGCAAGGAGUUGCACCCAAAGUAUUUUCCCACUGUUUGAAAGGGGAUAGUAGUGGGGGAGGUAUACUGGUUCUUGGACAGAUUGAGGAGCCGAAUAUAGUUUAUACCUCACUUGUCCCAUCGCAGCCCCAUUAUAAUCUCAAUCUACAAAGCAUCUCUGUCAAUGGUCAACAGUUGGCAAUUGAUUCAUCAGUUUUUGCAACAUCAAGCAACACAGGAACAAUAGUUGAUUCUGGGACAACUCUGGCAUACCUUGCAGAAACAGCUUAUGAUGCCUUUGUCAACGCUAUCACAAGCAGUGUUUCACAAUCUGCACGUAGUGUCGUCUCCAAGGGAACCCAAUGCUAUUUAAUAACCUCCAGUGUCACUGAAGUUUUUCCUCAAGUUAGUCUGAACUUUGCUGAUGGAGCAUCCAUGAUUUUAUACCCUCAGGAUUAUCUUCUACAGCAGAACUCAAUAGGUGAUGCUGCAGUAUGGUGCAUUGGCUUUCAGAAAAUUUCAGGGCAAGGGAUAACGAUUUUGGGAGAUCUCGUUUUGAAGGACAAAAUCGUUGUCUAUGAUCUUGCCAACCAACAACUUGGAUGGGUAAACUAUGACUGUUCACAGCCAGUUAAUGUGUCGACAGCUACCAGUAACGGUAAAAGUGAAUAUGUCAAUGCAGGACAGUUGAGUAACAGUUCACCACAAAACACACCGAGGAGCUCAAUAACUUCCUUUAUAAACAUAUUUAUGCUUCUUGUUGUACUAUUUUUGUAGCAGAUAUACAAUGCAAGAGGUUUUGAACUCGAUCUUUCCCAUCGUAUAUUCCCCCGCUGAUUUUGUGUUUACAGAAAUCAGCAUACAAUCAUCAUGCUUUAUUAUUAUUAUUAUUAUUUAUACUGCAGCCUGUGGCUGCUCGGUGUCCAUGUAGAUCACGCGACACAGAUUCUUCAUAGAGUAUAUCAUCAUCAGCCAUGGAGGAUUACAGUUACUUUGGUUUAGGGUCAUUUUCCUGAUAGCACUGUAAAUUACAUUCAUACACACGGGUCCUUUGGUUUUAAUGACAUAUCUAUUGAUUUACAGGAACUUCUGCUUGUUUCUUUCACUGCCUCUUAACUUAGUCUAUAUUUUUAGAUUUUAUCUUGUAUCAAAUCAUUCAUCUUAGCUUUAAUUUUCUUUCAAUAAAAUUUUUUUUUAGUA
Molecule: messenger RNA, 1846 nt
Organism: Rubroshorea leprosula
Lineage: Eukaryota; Viridiplantae; Streptophyta; Magnoliopsida; Malvales; Dipterocarpaceae
Source: the annotation of a GenBank genome assembly